Molecule: messenger RNA, 2703 nt
Organism: Habropoda laboriosa
Lineage: Eukaryota; Metazoa; Arthropoda; Insecta; Hymenoptera; Apidae
Gene: Cse1
Product: exportin-2
Exons: 14
Coding region: 91-2697 (868 amino acids)
Biological process (GO): protein export from nucleus; protein import into nucleus
Cellular component (GO): cytosol; nuclear envelope
Molecular function (GO): nuclear export signal receptor activity; small GTPase binding
Source: RefSeq, a predicted model, not a curated record
CCGGUGCACUGUGUUGUUUCAAGAUACUUUUUGUGAAGAUUCAAUAUUUUGUCGAAUUGAGGGUAUACGAAAAUUUUAAAAUAAACCAGUAUGGAACUUACUGAUGACAAUUUACUAACACUUCGUGAAUAUCUAAAGCAUACACUUAGCCCAGAUGUAAAUGUUAGACGACCAGGUGAAUAUAACCUCUUUGAAGAAGAUUCUAUAGAUCGUAUACAUGCACAAGACAGAGAAGCUAUAAAAAAGUUAAUUGUUAACUUAAUGUUGCAUUCUCCUGAUUCCAUCCAAAAACAAUUGUCUGAUGCUGUUUCAAUUGUUGGAAAGUAUGACUUUCCAAAUAAAUGGCCAGAACUCAUAGAUCAAAUGGUUGAAAAAUUUAAUACAGGGGAUUUUCGUGUUAUCAAUGGUGUCUUGCAUACUGCACAUUCUUUAUUUAAAAGAUACAGAUAUGAAUUUAAGAGUCAGAGCCUGUGGACUGAAAUUAAAUUUGUAUUGGAUAGAUUUGCUAAACCUUUGACAGAUCUAUUUGUUGCUACAAUGAAUUUAACACAAGUACAUGCAAACAAUGUAGAUGCACUGAUUGUUAUAUACAGUUCUUUGGUAAUCUUAUCCAAAGUAUUUUAUUCUCUUAACUUUCAAGAUUUACCAGAAUUUUUUGAAGAUAAUAUGGAAGUGUGGAUGAGGAAUUUUCAUACAUUGUUAAACGUCAAUGUUCCUGCCCUUCAAUCUACUGAUGAAGAAGAAGCAGGGAUAAUUGAACAAUUAAAGUCACAAGUCUGUGACAAUAUUGGCCUUUAUGCUCAGAAAUAUGAUGAAGAGUUUCAACAGUACUUACCUGAGUUUGUAACUGCUGUGUGGAAUCUACUAACAUCUACGGGACAACAACCAAAAUAUGAUACUUUAGUUUCGAAUGCUUUACAAUUUUUAGCCACAGUGGCAGAUCGUGCUCAAUACAGAAAUUUGUUUGAGGAUCCAACUACUCUAAGUAGUAUUUGUGAGAAAGUUAUAAUACCUAAUAUGGAAUUUGUGAUGUUACAAAAUUAUGCUGAAAAGCCUAUUGAAAAUUGGCGGAGUAAAGAUGCUGCAAUUUAUCUAGUCACCAGUAGUGCAAGCAAAGCUCAAACGCAAAAACAUGGUGUUACACAAAGUAGUGAGCUCGUUCCAUUACCUCAAUUUGCAAUGCAACACAUAGAACCAGAAUUACUAAAACCAAAUGUGAACGAAUUUCCUGUGCUUAAAGCAGAUGCGAUUAAAUUUCUAAUGACCUUUAGAUCAGUAUUACCGAGAGAAAUGAUACUCGGCAGUUUACCACAACUAAUUAGGCACUUAAAUGCUUCGAAUAUUGUUGUUCAUACGUAUGCUGCUUGUGCGAUUGAAAAAAUACUCGCAAUGAAAGGACCUGAUAAUUUACAUUUAGUUAAAGGAAAUGAUUUAUCGCAAUUGACAGCGGAUUUAUUAAAGGGUUUAUUUACAUGCUUAACUAUACCUGGCUCGGAAGAGAAUGAAUACGUAAUGAAAGCUAUUAUGAGAAGCUUUGGUAUUCUGCAAGAAGUGAUUGUACCAUUUUUAGCAGAUAUUCUUCCGAAGCUCACCGAAAAACUUGCCAUCGUAUCCAAAAACCCAAGUCGUCCUAACUUUAAUCACUAUCUAUUUGAAACAUUUGCUUUAUCAAUUAAGAUCGUUUGUAAAACACAUAAAGUAGCAGUUUCAUCAUUCGAGGAAGCGCUAUUUCCAAUAUUCCAAGAAAUUUUGCAACAAGAUGUUCUAGAAUUUCUACCGUACGUUUUUCAAAUUCUUGCUUUACUUCUGGAGUUACGAACGACGCAAGAUAUUCCAGAAGCGUAUUUGGCCUUAUUCCCUUGUCUACUAUCAUCCGUGCUAUUUGAACGUCAAGCUAAUAUUCAUCCACUAAAUCGAUUACUACGAGCUUUUAUUAGCCACAGUGCACACCAUAUAAUAGCACAAGAUAAAAUAAAUGGUUUACUAGGAGUAUUUCAAAAACUGAUUGCUUCAAAAGCUAAUGACCACGAAGGUUUUUUGUUACUGCAAAGUAUUAUCGAGUAUUUUUCACCAAACGUACUGGAGCCAUUUAUGAAACAAAUCUUUGUAUUGCUAUUUCAAAGACUUUCAUCAUCAAAAACAACAAAAUUUGUAAAAGGUCUGAUCGUAUUUUUUGCUUAUUAUAUCAUUAGAUAUGGUUCAAAUAAUUUGGUUACAAUUAUAGAUCAAAUACAGUCUCGAAUGUUCGGUAUGGUUAUAGAACGUGUGUUAAUAGCAGAUCUACCGAAGGUAUCAGGUGAUAUCGAACGAAAAGUAACAGCUGUCGCAAUGUCAAAUUUACUAAUUGAUUGUCCGGCCAUGCUAGAAAGGCCGUAUAAUACAUAUUAUCCUCGUUUAUUAGCGACAUUAGUAGAAUUUUUCGAAUUACCUCCAGAUCAGAGUACCUUAGCCGAAGAUAAUAUUUUCCCAGAAACUGAAGAUAUGCCUGGAUACCAAGUAGGAUACAGUCAAUUGCUUUGUGCAAGAAAUCCACCGAAGGAUCCUUUAGAAGCUGUUGGUGAUGUACGUUUACAUUUGGCACAAGGACUAGCAAGAUUAUCACCGAGACAAUUGCUUAAUAUUCUCGAUCAAAUUCCGGAACCUAAUGCAAAUCAUCUGAGGAGUUACCUUCAAACGGUUGGAAUUACCGUUGCAUAAUACAAG